Messenger RNA from Spodoptera littoralis (African cotton leafworm), 879 nucleotides. The record is from the annotation of a GenBank genome assembly. Lineage: Eukaryota; Metazoa; Arthropoda; Insecta; Lepidoptera; Noctuidae.
AUGAAAUUCCGCGCUGUAAUGAUAGAUGCUGGGCCAAUGAGGGAAUUUUCAAAUGUUGUAACAAUUAUAUCGAAAUUAUCUAAGGAAUGUGUGUUAAGAUUGAGUGAUGAUUUGAUAUAUUUUAUUGUGAGUGAAGAGAAUAGUGGGCCGAGUCCGCCUGUGUUAUGGUGUGAAAUACCGCAAGCGAUGUUAUGCUCAGAAUACCAGUUGAUCGGUCUAGAUGAAGAACAUAAAGACAUUUAUUUAGCUUUAAACUCAGGUAAUUUAGCGAGGUCACUAGUCACAUUGAAAACAGCUAAGUCAUUAAAGAUGAAACUCACUAAGAAACAGUGUCCAUGCCUAACUUUAGAAAUUGAAUCUCCUUGCACAGUAUCACAGCAGACUCGCCAAGUAACUCAUGAUAUACCCGUGACAGUGGUCCCUAGAAAGCUAUGGAGCGACUACCAUGAGCCAAGGGUACCGGAUCCUGAUAUAUCAAUAGAAUUACCGCCUCUAAAGCAACUCCGGACGACCAUAGAUAGAAUGAAAACUAUGGCAUCAGAUGUAGUCAUCAGAGCAUCUGCUGAAGGAAGACUAACAUUACAAAUUAAGACUGAUAUGGCUAAAGUCUCCACGCGGUUUAAAGGGCUGAGGGUGGAAGCUUUUGGAGGGCCCAUAGAACAUUCAGAUUCAGAAACGGAGACUCAAAUAAACGAAGAUAUGUCUCGAGUAUGUUACUGUCGUCUCGAUGCUAAGAAGUUAUCAAUGUUCCUUAGCGCAGAACAAAUAUCUACCAACAGCACAGUUUGCAGUAUAGUGCAUAAGAAAUUAGUGAUUCUAUGUUUGCAAACAGAUGAGAAUAUAAAACUACAAUGUUUUAUAAGUGGAAUUGUGUAUUGA